Cuscuta europaea is the source of this 1538-nucleotide messenger RNA. NCBI's taxonomy places the organism in Eukaryota, Viridiplantae, Streptophyta, Magnoliopsida, Solanales, Convolvulaceae. The record is from the annotation of a GenBank genome assembly.
GGAUUUGGAAGAUCACUCUCCAUUUUGUAUUCCAAUCUUAAAACUUUAUCCUGUUUUACAAAUUUUCUGGAUAUUCAAACCAAAAACUCAGAAACAGAGUGAUAAUAACAAGGAUUUGGAGGUGAUAUGUGCGGACAAAACAGGGGUAUGAAGAGAAGGAAAGCCUCUUCCGCCGCCGUCGUCGGCGGAGAGAGGGCAACGACGAAUCGGAAGAGAUCGAAAAUCUCGCCGGAGUUUACAAACAAACCGGACUUCCUCGAUUCGUUGCCGGAUGAUAUCGUCCUGUCCAUUCUAUCGAAUCUCAGCUCCAAAGCUGAAUGUCCUGCAGAUUUUAUUAACGUUUUAAUCACAUGCAAAAGGCUAAAUGGAAUAGGCGUUCACUCUAUGGUUUUAUCUAAAGCUUCGCCGGAAAUGUUAGCCGUGAAUGCGAAGAACUGGUCCGAGUCGGCUCACCGAUUCCUCAAGCUUUGUGCCGAAUCUGGAAACGUUGAAGCUUGUUACAUUCUCGGCAUGAUUCGGUUUUACUGUUUGGAGAAUCGAGGCAGCGGGGCAUCACUUAUGGCGAAGGCGGCGAUUAAUUCCCACGCGCCGGCUCUUUACUCUCUCGCUAUCAUCCAGUUCAACGGCAGCGGUGGCUCGAAGAACGACAAGGACCUCCGUGCCGGCGUCGCACUCAGCGCUCGAGCCGCAUUUCUCGGCCACAUCGACGCGCUUCGUGAGCUGGGGCACUGCCUCCAGGACGGAUACGGCGUUAAACGGAACAUCGCCGAGGGACGGCGGUUUCUGGUCCAAGCCAACGCACGAGAGCUGGCCAACGUGCUCACCACCACUCCAUCGGCGGUUAAAAAUAGCGAAUGGCUGGCAUGGAAUCCCAUGCCCCACCACCGCCACAUCGCCGCCGGGACGAGCUGCCCGUUGCUAAGUGAUUUCGGGUGUGACGUUCCCUGCGCGGACCCUCACCCGGCCAACAAGUUCUUAACCGAUUGGUACGCGGCGAAGGACGGUGUACUCGGUCCUGGGCUCCGACUGUGCUCGAACGCCGGUUGCGGAAGGCCGGAGUCCCGCAGGCACGAGUUCCGCCGGUGCUCUGUUUGUGGCGCCGUUAACUACUGCUCCCGGGCUUGUCAGGGGAUGGAUUGGAGGUCCCGCCACAAAUCGGAGUGUGUGCCGGCAAUGCGGUGGGAGGAGGAGGAAGGUGAAAAUGUUGCAGCGGCGGGUAACAUUAACGGCAACGGCGGUGAAGAAGUAAAUAACGGAUUUGUUGAGAUCCAAAAUGAGAUUGCAGAGAGUUGACCGUGGGGAUUUGAAUUGAAAAUAGGCCAAAUUUAGGGUUGCAAGUGGAAUUUAGAGAUUUUCACGGUCAACGUUUUGUACAUGGGGAGCAGAGUGAAAGUACGGAGUAAUUUAUUUUGUUUCUUUCCUCUUCGAUUUAACAUAUCAGCAAAUAGUAACUUUGAGGAAAUUGAAUUCAUAUUUAAUAGUCCAUUUGGUUAUAUUUAAUGAAUUUCCGAAUAUACUACGUAAUAUCUAAGUGCGUG